Messenger RNA from Arabis nemorensis, 1233 nucleotides. Lineage: Eukaryota; Viridiplantae; Streptophyta; Magnoliopsida; Brassicales; Brassicaceae. The record is from the annotation of a GenBank genome assembly.
AUGACUGCAUCGGAUUAUGUCAAGAAUCAGCCACACCUUCAGGGUAAACCCCUGACUAUUCAAAACCAAUACUCGGCCCUAGCCGAAUUUCCCCCACUCUCUUACUCAAAAGCCGUAGCCACUACAAACAGAGGGCAAUCCUCUGAACCUACCCAAACACCUCCAACAAAAUCCGCUUAUUUCCUAAAACCUCACAAACAACACCUCUAUACAACCCAUUAUCCCGAGCCUAUCAAACUAAAAGAGCUUCAAACCUUUACCAACCGCAUCUUCUAUGAAGACUGCCUCUACCCAACAGAUAAUGUAACCAAGAACCGUACUUUUUAUGAGUAUAUUCUGGUAGACUCUCGUUCUAUCGAAAUUACUCAUUACCCCGACAAAACUAACCCAAACACUAUCUCUUACUCUACUUGUAAAAUCCUUAGAAUAGCACCUCUCCAAGACCUUGGUUUUCAACACCUCCACACAACAAAACCUUUCUCUCAACCCGGUUUUCCAAUCACCGGCUACACCUACACCGAUUACCAAAAUGCUUGGUUCCGUUUCCUUUACCUACGUCCAUAUGAUCAUUCAUGGUUCUUAGCCUUUGAUCAAAAAUUCAACACUUAUGUCCCUGGCUGGUUCUAUGAAUGGUGGCAUUGGUUCGGACCCUGCGAUCAAAUCUACCCCGCCGAUCUACUCAAAACAGCCUACCCAUAUUUCUUAAAAUAUAUUCCUAAACAAACCCUUGGCACUUAUCAAAAAAUCCUAUUCCAUGCCAACAUGGGCAUUCCAUGGAUUUGCUCCUGGCACUUCAAUCUUACCCAAGCCUUACCCGAUAUGCCUUACUCCUUAAUCAAAGAAUACCGUGUCAAAUGGUGGGACAAAUAUAAUCUCGACCGUUGCUCGUUAAUCAACAUUACCAAAUUUUUUGGCAAUGCUCGCCAAGAUCAACUCCUUGUCCAAUCCGUAUCAAAAUCCAUUCCUUUACUAACUCCCAGCCAACUUACUCAAAUCCAACCCAUUACCAUACCUUCUCAAACGCCAAGCCCUACCAAAUCCACUAGCUCAACAUCCUCCCAAAAACAUAAAAAAAAGGCCAAACUAAAAAAGGCCCUUCAAGCCCUUAGCCAAGAACUCCUCGACUCUUCCGAUGACGAGGACAUCAUUAACCAAGACGAUUUAUCUAGCGACCCUAACGCCCCCUACGGUGGGCCUCUCGCUCAAGAUCCCUUCGAGGAUAUGCAACCAUAA